GCAGCGACACCUGCUGCGCGCUGCUAGGAGAAGAGCGGUUUUCCUUCCUGGGAAAGCGGUUUGUCUCUGCUGGGAAGCCUUGUGGCUUUGGCUUUUAAGGUGGGAGAAGCGGAAGCGGGCAAGUCUGCGCCUUCCUCAAACACAAACAUUUCUGCGGUCUGCGAGCUCUCCAACCUGGCGCAGGCUGCGGUGGCGACGCUUUUGUUUUGCAAACUCCUUCCAGCCUGUCCUUGGUUGCAGAUUUUCGGCAGAGCUGGCCAUGAUGUUCCGCUUUGUGGUCGGAGCUCUCUUCCCAGCGCUUCUCCUGGCUGCACCACCUCCCAUCAACAAACUCGCCCUUUUCCCGGACAAGAGCGCUUGGUGUGAGGCCAAGAACAUCACCCAGAUCGUGGGGCACAGCGGCUGCGAGUCCAAGUCCAUCCAGAACAGGGCCUGCCUGGGGCAGUGUUUCAGCUACAGUGUCCCCAACACCUUCCCUCAGUCCACAGAGUCCCUGGUUCACUGCGACUCCUGCAUGCCGGCGCAGUCCAUGUGGGAAAUUGUGACACUGGACUGCCCAGGCAACGACGAGAUCCCCAGGGUUGACAAGCUGGUGGAGAAGAUACUUCACUGCAGCUGCCAGGCUUGCGGCAAGGAGCCGAGCCACGAGGGAGCCCUGUUCAACGUCUACUUGAACGCGGAGGAGAACAUGCCCGCGGAGGGCCCCGGCCCCCACCACUAUGGCCACCACCAGCAGGAGGUAGAAGAGCCCCCCGCUUCCAGCCACCACCACCACGAGGAGGAGGGCGACGAGUGACCCGGCCCUCGCGGACUGUCCUUGCAACGCGGGCAGGCAGUGUGUGCGAGGGAGAGGGCCGGGCCUUGGGGAGGGAGGGGGGUGGUAGAGGCUUUCCUGUGUAAUAGCUACCCUCACGCUUUGCUCUCCACGACACCCUGGGGUUGGAGGAGCGGUUUGAGGCACGGGCAGGACGUGGGGCUGGAGCAGCGGGGCCACAGGAGGGCUGGGGGUUUCUGAUGCAAAACUACUUGCACAUCAUAGUAAUAAUAUAUUGAGAGGAGCGGGGACGUGGGCAGAGGGGGCUUUGGCAGAGAGUGGGAGCCGAGCCGGGCUCCCCAGGGCUGUCUGCAGGAUCCUCAGCCUGCUGUGGAGCCCUCGAUGAGCCCUCUGGGCUUUUCUUCUGUACGUGGCUCUUGCCUGGCCUGGAGGAAGAAGGGACGUGGCUUCCCUGCAGCCACACAAGAGAUGCACAUCUCUUCUGUGGGAUGGGGGUCUCCCUUCUUCCUCGUGCUUCCCCUGACUGCCUUGGGGUGCCUGGGCUCGGCAUGGGCGCGCUGUUCCUCCUGGCGCUCGCUGGGUCCUACUUCAACCCCCGUGCCUUUGUGUGAGGUAACUCACAGGGAGCAUUUUGCCCUGGCUGUGCCUCUGCGGCUGUGUGUGAGGUUGCUGGGAGCCGUGGUGGCCAGAGCCCUUUCCUUGCUGGUCCUCAGGGCCACCACAAAGCUCGCAAGGGUGAGGGAGAUGCACUGUGCCAUGGGCACUGGGGCUUCACAUUUCACAGCCUGUGCUGGGGUGGUGUUGGUGGGAGCUGGCCCCUCUCCCCUCCUUCCCUGCUGCACUUUAAUUGUGGUGGAGGGAGAAGGGGGACAAGUCCUGGGAUGCUGAUGGACCUUUGUAGGGACUGCUCUGGACCCCACUGCAGAUGCGGGGCUGGGCUCAGGGUGGGGGCCCCUCCUGCUACCCCUCUCUCUGUUGUAUAAAGCUAAUUUCUUUGGCACUGUCCUGACAAGAGCUUCCAGAGCUUGUAACCGACGCCUCCCUCUCCUUUGUACAAGUUUUGGUUUGUGUUUUUUGUUGGUUUUUGGUUUUGUUUUCUUAAAUAAAUUAGUUCUGACUUCCA
Centrocercus urophasianus (Greater sage-grouse) is the source of this 1898-nucleotide messenger RNA. Its product is annotated as neuroblastoma suppressor of tumorigenicity 1. The coding region runs from base 260 to 796 and encodes 178 amino acids. The transcript is spliced from 4 exons. Gene Ontology annotation, biological process: animal organ morphogenesis. Gene Ontology annotation, molecular function: receptor ligand activity; BMP binding. The record is from RefSeq and is a predicted model, not a curated record. NCBI's taxonomy places the organism in Eukaryota, Metazoa, Chordata, Aves, Galliformes, Phasianidae.